AUGGUUGUAAUUACGGAAUCUGACCUCACACAGGAGGAUAUAGAGAACGGGUUGAUGGACUGGUUGUCAGACCACGAUGAGAGCAGGGACGCGGAUGAAAUGGAGCGUUUGGCGGACAACGAGGCGCCCAUAACGCUUAGUACCGUCUUCUUGUCGACGUUGAUUGUGGCCGGACUGCCGCUGGUUUCAUCAGAGAAGUACGAUCGCCUUCUCGAAAUCACCCGCAAGAAGCUGACCAAGGAUUUUGAAAAGAAGGGACUGAGGAUCCACAAGGAUUUCCAAAUUGAAAUGCCCGUGGACGAGGCCGGCAACACGUAUGGUGUGGCCUUUUUCACCUUCGCCAACCGUCCGGAGGCACAGAAGGCGCUGCAGCACCUGAACAUGUCCAAGUUCGACGCAUCGCACACCCUCAAGGCCGCGAUGGUAGACGACUUCGACAGGAUUGUAAGCGACGAGAACACAUGUACCCCCGCGUUAAACACUUUUGGGUUCACACGUGAGGACCUCCGAACGUGGCUGUUCGAGAGCGACCGUAUGCUCGACCAGCUGGUAAUCCGCUACGCUGACCAGACCGAAAUCCAUUGGUUCGAUCCCCUGGAGAGAGAGCCUGUGCUUGUGUACAACGGCGAGAGGGAGCGAGCCCAGGGAAAACGUGUCUGGACCGACCAAAAGGUGGAGUGGAGCCGCAACGGGUCUUACUUGGUGUUCUACCGUCGCCCCGGUAUCGCGCUCUACGGAGGCCCAAGUUUCGAGCUGAAGGUCAGGUUCGAGCACCGGAACGUUCAAAACGUCUCCUUCUCCCCGGACGAAGAAUACCUGAUGACAUGGGAUGGAACCAAAGGCGAAGACAAGCACGAUAAUUCCGUCUGCAUAUGGCACGUCAUCACGGGUGAAAAGCUAUGCUCAUUCCCCACGCCCGAAUUAUCAUACAACGGCGCAGAGUUUCCACACUUCAUAUGGAACCGUGACGGGAAGUAUAUCGCAAAGUUGCACCAAUGCGCCGAAGGAAAUGAGAUCCACGUCUACAAGCUGCCUGAGAUGACGCUUAUACCAGAUGCGGAAGGAAAGCCUGCGCCCUUGAAGUACGCUGCCGAGAAGUUCGACUGGUCCCCAAUGGAUGAUAUUCUAUCUAUCAUUAUUCCCGGUACCAUCGAUACACCAGCUCGUCUACUUCUUGUUGACAUCCCAUCGCGCCGCGAGUUGAGUGCCAGGAACGUAUACAAUGUGUGCUCUUCUGUGAUGCACUGGCACCCAAGAGGAGAGUGCUUCUGCCUCAGGACCACAAUUUGCCGUAAAACCGGAAAGAAGGGUCGUAAGCAGUUUAACCAGCUGGAGAUAUUCCGUCUGCGGGAACGUGAUGUCCCCGUUGACACUAUCAAAAUCGAGGAUGCGACUGUGAAGAACCUCUACUGGGAGGAAGGCGGCAGCAAGAGGUUUGCUCUUGUUGUGAGGGACGAAGAAAUGGGCAACAGCUCAAUUAGGUUCUAUCGCGUGUCUGAAGAGGGCACUGCAAGGGACACCGUUUGCGUGACGACGUUGGAGCUGCAAUCUCAAAUGAACCGUGUCGUAUGGUCCCCUAGCGGCAACUACUUCGUGGUUGCCUGUUUGACCGGAGAGGGUACCAUCCUUUUCUGCACACUGAACGACAACGACAAGGUUGAGGUGUUGUACAAGGAUGAGCAUUUCAUGAUGAACGACGUCAGGUGGAGCCCGUGCGGUCGCUACGUGGCAACAUCCGUCAGGGUACCAUUGCCUUCCCAAAACAGCGGACCCAGCAUGGAUGCCUUCAGGUACAGCGCUGAGGCAGGGUUCUGCAUCUGGACCUUCCAGGGGCGCCGCCUCUACGUGUCCCGUAGGGAGAACCUGUACCACUUUGACUUCAGACCGACUCCGCCACCCAUGUUGGAGAACAGCGUCAUCGACAAGAUCAAGAAGAACCUCAAGGAAUACAGCCGCAAGUACGAUCUGGUGGAUGAAAAGGCUCGGGAGGAAUACGAACAGCAAUACUUCGCCAAGCGCAAGGUGGCCGAGGACGCAUUCCUCAAGCAGGCCGCGAAGCUGAUGGAAUGGCUCGUUAAACAGGACCGCUACUUGGAGUUCAAGCAAGGUUGGGACAGUUUCUACGAUGAGGCCCACUGGGACAUUACUGAGGACGUCUACGAGGAGGUCAUCGAAGUGAAGGAGGAGGUCCUAGAUUAA
This is a messenger RNA of Babesia ovata, 2199 nucleotides long. Its product is annotated as eukaryotic translation initiation factor. Bases 1 to 2199 code for a protein of 732 amino acids. The transcript has 3 exons. Lineage: Eukaryota; Apicomplexa; Aconoidasida; Piroplasmida; Babesiidae. Gene Ontology annotation, cellular component: eukaryotic translation initiation factor 3 complex. Gene Ontology annotation, biological process: translational initiation. The record is from RefSeq and is a predicted model, not a curated record. Gene Ontology annotation, molecular function: translation initiation factor binding; RNA binding; translation initiation factor activity.